This is a messenger RNA of Linum tenue, 1818 nucleotides long. Lineage: Eukaryota; Viridiplantae; Streptophyta; Magnoliopsida; Malpighiales; Linaceae. The record is from the annotation of a GenBank genome assembly.
AUGGCGAGCUGUAUAUGUUUUGGGAGUAAACAAAAUGACAGAGAUGAUGAGAGAGACAAGAUCUCUCAACUUUCAGACGAUAUCAUUCACCACAUCCUUCGCUCCACGAACUCGACAAAGACGGCGGCCAGAACCAGCCUGCUGUCCAGACGAUGGCGCGAUCUCUGGCGCUGCUACCCUGUCUUGGAGUUCCACGGCGGUGGCGAUUCUUGUUCGGUAGGAAAAGAGAGAGCCAGCAGCUUCUUCUCGCCAAGAAGAUGGCGCAAUUCUUCUUCUUCUCCUUCUCCUGCAGCAGAAGAAGCAGCGUCGUUCUGCCGAUUCGUAGCCGCUGCUUCGAGGAGGCUUCCUCUACUUGUUCCGCUUCCACUGGUGGAAUUCAGGAUCUCAAUCGUCUCUGAAUCUUGCCACGAUUACUUGGACCAGUUACUGCUGUCCAUCUGCCGCUGCCUAUCAUCAUCAUCAUCAUCUACAUCUCCAUUAUCCCCUGGCCCGCUGGUUGACUUCACCAUUGAAGCAGGCAUCGAAAGUUAUUACCAGUUUCCGCGAGGGAUGGCGUUUCCCGAGCACACACGAGUUGUAAAUCUCGUGGGUUGCGAUCUCACAGACAGCAUCAGUAACGUGUCAUCUCUCGGAAUGCUUCGGGUUGUCCAUCUCAACCACGUCGCGCUGAGCGAGCAGCUACUCCGCAGCUUCCUGACGAGCGCUCCUCUCCUCGAGUCAUUGCGGUUGGAAGACGUUUGCUGCAUAUCAAGGCUGGCAAUCGCCUCCACCGCCAAGAGCGUGAAGACCAUCCAGAUCCGCGGCCUCUCCGAUCUCCAAGAAAUCCGCCUCGCUACAGCCGCCCCUGUCCUGGAGACUCUGGAGAUCGACACCGUGUGCGGAUUAGUCGGGCUGGCCGUGGAGCCUUCCUUUUCGGCUCCCAAUCUCAGGGUGCUGAAGAUCCUCGGCGUGUUCCUCGCGUUCACGAUGCUGGAUCUCCAUGAAUUCGUCUCUCGCUGCUCCCCCUCGCUGGACACGCUCUGCCUCGACGUGACCAGGCGCGGCAGGGUGAGGCUGUCCGCGCCCAAGCUGAGGACACUGACGCUGGAAGAUGCUUUCGGCAGCGAGGUACGGCGGGAGCUUAAGCUCGAGUUCGAGAUCGACGCUACUGAUUUGGUUACCCUCAACUUCACCACUUCCCCUGCUGGCUUCCCAUUGAGCAACCUCAACUUGGUCAACGUGGCAUCAACCUGCCGAUGCUUCAUUCAAGUGCCGGAGGCGACCACGAGGCAGUGGCUCAUUGAGUUGAGGCAGUUCCUCUUCCGCUUCAGCAGUAGCAGCACUCAGCCCCGAGUAGACUUGCACUUCCACUAUCUCGAUGUCUCAAGAGACCAGGCGCCUUUUAUCCAAGCUGCUGCUGCUGCUGCUGCUGAUGACUACUCCCCGCCACCUCCGAGUAUACAUCUACUGCGCUUCGCGGCAACGGUGCGGGACAUUGGCGACAUGAAGAAGAACGUUGCAGCUUUCGUGGAUGGUGUGUUCUGGAUGUGCCGUCCGCAGUUCAUAUUGGUCAAGAGCACCCAAAACAAGUCUGGCUACAAGCUCUUUUGUGAGCACAUGUGCAGGGUAUUGGUGAACCGAAACCACCGAAUUCCUGACUGUUGUGGUGGCGACGCUGCUGCUUCUUCUACUGGUAAGUGCUGGAGGUGUGAUUUGAAACAUGUGACCAUACAGAUUGAUAACGGCGGCAGUGCUCCUCAUUCGAUGGAGAUUUCUGAAGACGCGAUACAAUCCCUUGCAAUCCCAGAUGAAGUGUGUUUCAUGCUUACGUGGUGUUAA